CACCCCUGGUAGGAUCGCCGUGCUCGGUCGAGCCGUCCGGUCUGCUUGCUACACUGCAAAGCUGUCCAAUGGCUUGAUGAAUCCGUGCCGCCGUCGCUUUGUGUUUCAAAGAUAAGGAUCCACGCUUAUCGGUGGGAAUUACACUCUGGGCACUUGUGUCCUGCUACUGCACUCAGCUGGUGGUUAGACUUGGUUUCUGCCCGUUGCUGUGCCAGUUUUCACCAUUGCAAAGAUUCCUUCACCUUCGUGUUAACUUCUGCAUUGCUGCAAGGAGAACGCCAAGCCGUGCCUGUUUGCACAUUCAGCCUCUGCCCGGUCUUUCACUUUAAUAUCAGUACUCAAAUUCAUAUUCCGGGCUCUCCCCCUCCCCCGCCCGUUUUCCUCUCUUCCCCUUUCAGCUGCUGUUAUUACGUGGAGUUUGGAGCCUAAGCUUUGAAAACUCCCAUGUGGCGCCUGUCUUAAGUCGGAGCAUGCUCAGUAGCCAAAACAGAUUUUGGUUGCAAAAAAGAACUGGGGCGAGGAUAGUCCGGGUAUUUGGACGUUUGCCCGAUUCCUAACAAAAUGUUCCAAUUCUGGUUUUGAUGGCAUUGGAGAAUGGAGCUGUAGGCCAGCCUGGAGGACUUGAACCAAUGAAAGAAUCUUAUGGCACUUAUGAAGAUAAAUGUCACUCCUCCCUUUUUAAUGGGAACUUCUGCUUAGAACCUGUAUAUGACUUUUCAUCUGUGAGCUGUUCUUUGAGUAGCCACUGACUUUGAGUUGCAGGAAGGUCUCUGAAGAUUUAUAUCAAAUGACGUCAAUGGCCAGCUUGUUCUCCUUUACUAGUCCAGCAGUAAAGCGAUUGUUGGGCUGGAAGCAAGGUGAUGAAGAGGAGAAAUGGGCAGAAAAGGCAGUCGAUGCUUUGGUGAAAAAGCUAAAAAAGAAAAAGGGUGCCAUGGAAGAACUGGAGAAAGCCUUGAGCAGUCCAGGACAGCCAAGCAAAUGUGUCACUAUUCCCAGAUCUUUAGAUGGACGCCUGCAGGUUUCUCACAGAAAAGGCUUACCCCAUGUUAUAUAUUGUCGUGUUUGGCGCUGGCCUGAUUUGCAGAGUCAUCACGAGCUAAAGCCGUUGGAUAUUUGUGAAUUUCCUUUUGGAUCUAAGCAAAAGGAAGUUUGUAUCAACCCAUACCACUAUAAAAGAGUGGAGAGUCCAGUCUUACCUCCAGUAUUAGUGCCUCGUCACAAUGAAUUCAAUCCACAACACAGCCUUUUGGUUCAGUUUAGAAACCUGAGCCACAACGAGCCGCACAUGCCACAAAAUGCAACGUUUCCAGAUUCUUUCCACCAGCCCAACAACACUCCUUUCCCCUUAUCUCCAAAUAGCCCUUAUCCGCCUUCCCCCGCUAGCAGCACAUAUCCCAAUUCCCCAGCAAGUUCUGGACCAGGAAGUCCAUUUCAGCUCCCAGCUGAUACUCCUCCUCCUGCCUAUAUGCCACCAGAUGAUCAAAUGGGUCAAGAUAAUUCCCAGCCCAUGGAUACAAGCAAUAACAUGAUUCCUCAGAUUAUGCCCAGUAUCUCCAGCAGAGAUGUUCAGCCUGUUGCCUAUGAGGAGCCCAAACAUUGGUGUUCAAUUGUCUACUAUGAAUUAAACAAUCGUGUUGGGGAGGCUUUUCAUGCAUCUUCUACUAGCGUGUUAGUGGAUGGAUUCACAGACCCUUCAAAUAACAAAAGUAGAUUCUGCUUGGGGCUGUUGUCAAACGUUAAUCGUAAUUCAACAAUUGAAAACACUAGACGACAUAUUGGAAAAGGUGUUCAUCUGUACUACGUUGGUGGCGAGGUGUACGCGGAGUGCCUCAGUGACAGCAGCAUAUUUGUACAGAGUAGGAACUGCAACUUUCAUCACGGCUUUCAUCCUACCACUGUCUGUAAGAUUCCCAGCAGUUGCAGCCUCAAAAUUUUUAACAAUCAAGAGUUCGCUCAGCUUCUGGCUCAGUCUGUCAACCAUGGGUUUGAGGCGGUGUAUGAGCUCACCAAAAUGUGUACCAUUCGAAUGAGUUUUGUCAAGGGCUGGGGAGCAGAAUAUCACCGGCAGGAUGUUACCAGCACCCCGUGUUGGAUUGAGAUUCAUCUUCAUGGGCCUCUUCAGUGGCUGGAUAAAGUCCUUACUCAGAUGGGUUCCCCUCUGAACCCCAUAUCUUCCGUCUCAUAGUGCAGAAGUAGUCUUUUCAAUUAUAUUAUUCGUGGACUCAUUUUAAUUUUAGGGAAACUUUUCAGUACAGAUACUGUGAGCUUACAUGGAAAACAGAUAUUACAGCUUUUUUUUUUUUCUACAUAAUUGUGACCAAUACAUUUGUAUUUUGUGACGAAUCUACAUUUGUUUGUUAUUCGUGUUCAUGUGAUUAACUCUCAAAAGUGUUGUGAAAAAUGUAAAGUAGAAGUAUUGUACCCCAAAUUCACAGGUUUGGCGUUGAUCUUAAACUGGAACAUAAUUUUGCCUUAUUGUCCCAACAACCUGUUACUUGUUCAGUUUCUUGGAAAAUUAUAAUGCGUCACAUGAUGAAAAAUUAUAAUAGAAAAAGAAAGUAUGUGGUGAAAAUUCUUCCCUUCUACUUUUAACCCUACGGGAAAUGUACUUUUUCCAGUUUCUUUGUCCUACCAGUGUUAAGAAAGUGUAGUUCGUUGUUUUCUGAAAGCAUGUGGUAGGAGCUGAAAAGAAACUAUAAAAAAAAAAAUCUUCUAUUUGAAGGAACACUAUGCACUGCUCUCACAAGUAGUGUUCAGUAAAAGCAAAGUGAUAGUUUUCUAGAUGAUGUCAUAAAAAUGUACAUUUACUACAGCUAAGUGUUUGUCAGUCUGUUGUGGCUUCAUUCAGUAUAUCUUUUGUAAAACAUUUCCUUUUUUUAAGAAAAAUUAUUGUAAACACCAGAUCUCCAGUAUAUGUCAUUUACUCCGAGUCUGUCCCGAGUACUACUUUAUAGCUAGUGCAUGCACGGCCUUGUUCAGCUUGGCUACUUUUGGCCACUGUUGCAAGAACUCUAACUUUGACAUGCAUUAAUCUUCUGUUUUGCACUUUGAUGGGUGACAGUUUUUAGUGUAACCUUUUGUGUAACACACUCAAGUGACUUGGACUUCGAUGCUCAUCCUUACUCACUUGGUACCCCUUUUGUAUUAACAAACACUGCGGUUUAUAGAUUACAGUUGUAGGAAGUUAGACUUUUUCUACCUUUUUUGUAUUUUCGACCUAGUUUAUAAGACUGUUAUUCUGUAGCUCCAAUGUAAGGUGCCUUUCUAAUUGCCUACCACUCUCUGGGUGUCACUCGUGUUGGAAAGUCACACACUCCUCCCAUUGCUCUUACUGGCGUCAGUUGCCCCUAGUAAGGAAAGGACCUGUGUGCGGUAGCCGUAAGAACCUCUUCGGUCUGACCCUGGGUUGGGGCUGCUGGUCUGGUACUUAAACGAGUAAGCAGUGGUUGUUGAGAUAGUUGAUUUUGAAAUAGUCACGUAUCAGAGAAUGCAGACUAUUCUCUCAGUUCCCACGUAUGCUCUGUUUUUUCCCAUUUAUUAGCACUUCCAUGGAUGCUAAUGUCCCAGAACACUAGUCCUCCGAGAGGAAAGACACGAAAACUCUAAAAUACCUGUUCGUUCAGUCAUGCUUGAAGGAAGGACUUUUAACCUCUCUUUCUAGAGAGCAGCCAAAUGGACACUUGGUUAUGGCAUGAGAACAAAGAUGUUAUUUUGAAAAAAAGUGACCUAAUUUACCUCUCAGAGAAAGCUAUUUUCUGGUGCCUUUUGAAAGUAUAUGGAGCCAUGUCAGUCUUCUAUUUAAAGUGCUAGUUUGGUUUGACUUUCUCUCCUUUGCCCUUUCUGCAUUUUUUGAGGAAAGGAGAAUACAGUUCUUUUUUUCUGUGACAUUAUUUAUUGCUUUUACAAAGUGCAGCCAGUGGAUGGCUUUAGUUCUGUCAGAUGAAGUGCCAUAUAUGUUUCAGCUCACAGUCCUUUGCUGGGUCAAAGGAUACUUUCUGACAGUCACCUGAGCCUUCAACAUAAGUAAGUUUUAUGUGACCUGCAUUCUUAAUCUUCCACAUUUGUGUCAGCCACAUGAAAGAGAAUUAUUUGCCUAGUGUUAGAACCUAGCUAUUUAUGUCGUUCUUUUACUUACCAGGCUUAUGGCAUUAUCUUUGGAACAAAUGUGUAGGAAGAAACCACCCAGGUUGAAUGACGGAUACGUGUAAUCAACUUCCAUGGACUUGAACUGGUGGAAACUGUUGAAUUGUUUUAUUGAUGUUUUCAAUUGAUUUAAUUAAAAAUUGUUUUUAUUCAUGUUAUGGUCUUUAGAGUUGUUGAGAUUUUAUGCGAUUGGUCUUUUCUGUCUUUUCCUUAAGGAGUUGUGUCUCAUGAAGGUCAUUACUGAAGCUAUUGACCGUUGCUUCUGUAAUUCCAGGGUGUGUCCAAAAUCUAUGGAUGGGAAGUAAAAAUUGCCAGUGAGAUCUUAAAAACUAAAAUUCUGACCAAUGAAGACACUUCUGAAAGAAACCAUUUCAGAAAAUUACAGUUUUAAAUUUUUAUUUAGACUUUGGAAUGUUUCAUGGUCAAAUUUAUGAAAACAUCACCACUAGAACAAUCAGACAUUUCAUAUUAAUAUUUGCAAGCUGAAAAGAGUAGAGCCUGGGAAUAAUAAAAUUACAACCAGGUUGGUAAAUGCAAAAAGAGAAAUAGAAUGAAAAUUCAUCUGAGUAAUGAAUUAACCCAAGAAAAAAAUAUUUGGAAAAACAAUUUAAGAGUUGCAUUUGGACCAGCGUGUUUGUAUAAUGAAGUAUUAUGGUCUGUUUGGUAUUGCCUGGCUUAUAUUUUAGAAUGUAAACUAUUAGGCAUGUUAUUGAUCUUCUGAAGCUAACACUUUUUCUUUAGAGAUUAAGACAUCAAUCAAAAUGUCAAGUAUAUACAUCAGAAUAUAAAUCAUUUUUCACAUUUUAUUAUUAUGUAAGGAACCUAUGGUAAUAGAAUUGGCUGGGUUUCUUAGUUGAAAUCCACAGUAAGAUUCCUAGGUAGUUCAGUGAGCUAUACCUAAUAGUAUAGAAAGAGGAUGUAGCUACUUGAUACUUUUCAUAACAUUUGAGAGUAAGAUAUCCUUUUAAGAUGUAAAAUGAUCAAGACGUGGUCCCAUCUGAAAUCUCUUGUCAAGAUGAGAACUGGAGCUCACAGGGAACCUGUGGGAAACAGUUCUGUCACAGUGUUCUGUUGAAGAAGAUUUGUAGAGAAUAUGAACUCCUGCCAGUAGCAGAGAACCUCCAGAAAGUCUGAUGGUAUCUGUUUAAGUACUCUAUUUCUGUUCUAGAAAACAUCUGAUAUGCCAGCUUGGAUCCAUUUCUUUAUUCUCUUUAUGGUUGUUUGCUCAGUGUUCCUUUGAAUCGUUAUCACUUCCCCACUUAAAAUGUGUUAAUGUCUUUUAUACUUACUGAAGAAGGAAGACUCUUGAUAAUUGAGCUUCCGAUGAUGACUUCAGUUUUGGAUCUGUUAACCUUUAAGAGGAUCAGAGCCCUUCUUUGUUGUAUUACUUAAAUCCUUGUUCACUCUCUCAGGUAGGAAUAUAAAUAUGUGUUCUCUUCAUACCCAUCAGCUAGAUAAGCAAGGAUCUUCUAAGAUAGUAGUUAGCAUGGUGGUUUCAGGCAUGUUUGGUGAUUUUUCUGGGAGGUAGUUUUCCUAUACAUUGGUUUGUGGGUGGUCUCUUGAGAUACUAACUAGGGCAGCUUUCUGGGGGGCAGGCUCUUAUUUGAGACCCAUUUCCUCCAGAGCAGCAGCAUUUUCCUCUUUGAUAGAGAUGGGAUUUGGGAGAGGUUUUCUUCGCACAGAAGAUGCAUGUAUGGAAAGUGAGAAUUCAAGGCAUUUCUUCUGCAUAAAGACUUUUGCCUGCUGGACAGAAGCUUGGACAGUUCUUUAGAAUUCACUGGGUUAUAGUUCAGCAUUUCCUAAUUAUGAGAGGUAACAGUGUUUAUCAAGCCUUUGUUUUAUUGGAUUAUUCACAAUAGAAACUUAACUUCUAAAAUACAACUGUGUUACAACUGAAGUGUUACCCUAAAAUUGGAUGGUUUGUAAAAACCAGUGAGAGGUAUUUUACAUAGCAAUUUUUUUUUUUAAAGUAAGAGCGUGUGAUACAAUAUUUGCUGGUAGCAAUUGCUGUUAAACAAAUGAUGGGAUGUUUGGGUGAAAACAUCCAGCCAUAGAGUAGGUUUCUUCUGUCAUUCAUGGCAGAGUGAAAAAGGUGUGCAUGGUUUUCAUCCAAAUAAUUCAAUUCUUGAAAUUGUUAGCAAUCAUUAUAAACCAUUGUCCUCUAAGGAUUUAUUUGAAGAUACUGUUAUUAAAAAGUUCAGAAUUUUGUGUACAGGUAGAUUCUUGCCCCCCAUUAAUAAGUAGUGCCUUCUUGAUACUAGCUGGUAUUAACUAUAAUAAAAGUACAGUGAGGCCAAACAAUCCCACUUUCCUUAUAAAGAAGACAUUUUUAGAGUCAGAUAUUCCUUUCUAAUAUCAUUGGAGAUAAUGUUGCUUUGAUUUAUUCACGAAGUAUUUUAUAUGUAGGGACUCUUGAAGAUAAUAGUUGGGCAAGCUAUUGUCUUCUUAAUCUGUUUGGUUAAAAUUGCAUUUUAAGGAUCACUUAUUUUAAAAUUGGAUCGGAUUGUAAUCAUGAGAACUGGAUGUAUGUGUGUACCUGCCCAUCUUCUCUUAAAAAGAUACUCAUAUGCAGAUGAUAAAGACCAAACCAGUGGCUGCAGUAUAGGUCCGCUUCUUGUUCUGCUUCUGUUUAUGUGGUAGAAAAUGAAAUUCUAGCAAUAUGCUUCAAUUCUGUUACCUUUUUGAUACUUAUAAAAAUGUAUUAGGUUUUACUAUACUGUGCUUUUUCAAAGCCAUAACUCUUAAGAACUUUGUUUUUGCAUAUUGUUUGCUAAUACUUUAUUUUAAUAAAUCUCAAAACCUG
Leopardus geoffroyi (Geoffroy's cat) is the source of this 6946-nucleotide messenger RNA. It is a transcript of the gene SMAD5, whose product is annotated as SMAD family member 5. Gene Ontology annotation, molecular function: RNA polymerase II cis-regulatory region sequence-specific DNA binding; I-SMAD binding; DNA-binding transcription factor activity, RNA polymerase II-specific. The record is from RefSeq and is a predicted model, not a curated record. Gene Ontology annotation, biological process: cell differentiation; SMAD protein signal transduction; BMP signaling pathway. NCBI's taxonomy places the organism in Eukaryota, Metazoa, Chordata, Mammalia, Carnivora, Felidae. Gene Ontology annotation, cellular component: heteromeric SMAD protein complex. Bases 788 to 2185 code for a protein of 465 amino acids. The transcript is spliced from 7 exons.